Messenger RNA from Dovyalis caffra, 229 nucleotides. NCBI's taxonomy places the organism in Eukaryota, Viridiplantae, Streptophyta, Magnoliopsida, Malpighiales, Salicaceae. The record is from the annotation of a GenBank genome assembly.
CAAGGAAAAGGAAGGAGAUGGUCCUCAAGUCAUUCUUGUGGAGUUUUACAUUCAUUUGCACACCAAGAAAAGCUUCAAAAGGCUGUCAGUUCCUUUGCUUGGUCCAGAAGGUGGGAUUGUUCCCUUUGGAAGCAAAUUCAGAAUCAUGGGUCCAAAUUUACUGGCAAGUCUUGCUGACCGAUAUUGGAGCCCUCGCAGAGUUGCAUGUCGCAUGCUACAACAUGCUUAG